CACACCGUGCGCCAGCCCGCCCACUUGGGUAAUAUUUUGGCGACAUCCAAAAAUAUGUGCUUCCUUCCGCCCCCGAUUUAACUUUUGUUUCUUGUCUUGCAGAUUUCUUAAUCCUCAAAACCACUGCCUUUAGGUUUUGCCUCUGGUCCACGAAUACCUGCAGCUCCAACUCGCUGACCACUUUCGCGAGCGAGCUCCUGUGGCUUUGUACUGUAGACCAUACCUUUCUUCAUUUCCCCAGUUCUGCCUGCAGAGGCGGGAUAGGCGUCGCCAGCCAUGGCUUCGCUGUUGCGAAUUGCGUUAUGGGGGUUGUAUGCUUUGGGGAGCAAUGCGCUCAGAUAUGAGGCAGAGUAUGUUGGAUACAAUCUGAACGAAGACGACCCCACGCUUGGUGCCGUCAACAACAAAUGGGCUGGGCACACAUAUCACCCAUCGCCGACGAACUGGCGAUUCCCAUUUUACACCUUGUUCCUGGACAAAUUCGUCAAUGGCGACCCGUCAAACGAUAAUAUCAACGGGACGCUCUUCGAGCACGACUCGAUGCAAACGAUGUUGCGACACGGCGGAGAUAUCCAGGGCCUGAUCGACAGCUUGGACUAUAUCGCAGGAAUGGGCGUGAAAGGCCUGUAUAUUGCUGGCACGCCUUGGUUAAAUUUCCCCUGGGGCGCAGAUUCCUACUCCCCGUUGGACUUCACACUUCUGGACCAGCACUAUGGUGACAUCGCAAAAUACCGAGAGAUGGUGGACGAAAUCCACAGACGAGGCAUGUACAUAAUUGUUGAUACGACAAUGUCCACGAUGGGUGACUUGCACGGAUUCGAGGGCCAUUUAAACGACUCGGCGCCAUUCAAGCCAACCGAAUAUAAAGUCGUACUCCGCGACAAGACCAGGCAAUACCACGACUUCCACCCUCAGACCGAAGACAAAUACAAUGAGACAUGCGCAUACCCAACAUUUUGGGACGACACUGGCCAUGAGGUGGGACAAGAUGUCCUGAGCCAAUUGGGCGGAUGCUUCGACUCGGAAUUUGACCAGGCGGGAGAUAUCCCAGGUGUCGGAUUUUUCCCGGACUGGCAAAACCAGCUGGGAAAAUAUCAAUCGGUGCAGGAUCGCCUCAGGGAAUGGAUGCCUUCAGUCCGCGAGAAACUGGAGAACUUCGCUUGCCUGACGAUCCAAAAGCUGGAUAUCGAUGGUUAUCGCUUCGAUAAGGGAACACAAAUCACCCUGGAUGCGCUCGCAGAAAUCAAUCUGAGCAUCCGAGAAUGCGCCCGCGAGGUUGGCAAAGACAACUUUUUCAUUGCUGGAGAAAUUUCCGGAGGAAACACAUUCGGAAGUCUUUAUCUGGGCCGUGGACGUACUCCAGAGGCAUACGGGAAUAUCACUCUGGAUGAGGCAGUAAAGCUCAACAAUGCCUCAAAUGCGACUCUUUUCAUGCGCGAUGAAGACCAUGGAGCUUAUGAUGCUGCGGCCUUUCAUUACUCGGUUUAUCGAUCCCUGACGAGGUUUCUUGGAAUGCAAGGCUUUGAUGCCAGUUUCUAUGAUGUCCCAGCAGACUGGGUGGAAACGUGGAACGUGUUGCUGCGCAGUAACGACUUGGUCAACCCAAAUACCAACAAACUGGACCCAAGGCACAUGUACGGAACAGCAAAUCAAGAUGUUUUCCGCUGGCCUGCAAUCCAAGAUGGCGUUGAGAAGCAGCUCUUGGGCAGCUUUAUCACCACAAUCCAUAUGCCCGGUAUCCCCUUAAUGUACUAUGGAGAAGAGCAAGGACUCUACCUGCUUGAUAAUACAGCCGACAAUUACCUCUUUGGUAGACAAGCUAUGUCUGCGUCUGUGGCGUGGCAGGCCCACGGAUGUUACAACUUGAGUUCCUCGCAAUAUUCUCAUUUUGGGGAUGUUAAUGCCCAGAAAGGUUGUGAAGACGAUAAGGUUUCGUUGGACCAUCGAGACCCCUCACAUCCGAUCCGCAAUAUCAUUAAAGGCAUGCACCAAAUGCGACUCAAUUACCCAGUUCUUAACGAUGGAUUGUUCCUUCAGGCACUUUCAAACCAGACCCAGCAAAUUCCAAUUGGCGAGGAAACAAGAGAAGUAGGUAUUUGGAGUGCCUUCCGAAGCGGACUUCCAAAAAUCCAGGACCUUAGUACCGCUGGCGGACAGGGCGAACAAGAAGUCUGGCUUUUGUACCACAACGACAAUGUGACCGUCAAUUACGCAUUCAAUUGCCUUGUCGACGAUCUUGCAUUGGUGGCCCCUUUCCCGCCAGGAACGGUUCUCAGGAAUUUAUUCUACCCAUACGACGAGGUUACCCUUCUGAGUGGAAAAGUGGUGCCUGGAUUUGGUUCUUUGGAUUUUACCGCAGCAGUGGAAGCUAGAGCUGAACCUGUCAAUGCUGUUGAAGCCGCCGCCCAAACCGUAGCAGAGACUGUGGCCGAAACUGCAGCCGAAACUGCGACCGAUACUGCAGCCAGCGAUCUUCCAACUGCCACAAAGGCUAGUACUGCCGAAGACAAAUCUUCAACCGAAACUGGCACUGGUAAGAAGGCUUCUACAACCGGGAAAGCCAAUAUUUCUAGCACCAAGACGACGACAAAGCCUAAAGCAACAACUACUGCACCGCCUCCCAAGUUCACCAGCGGAUGCUUAAAGACAGUCUCCCUAAAGCCCUACGAAUUUAGGGCUUAUGUACCAAAGGCCAAAUGGGUUGCACCCAACCCUAUGAUAACAAGGUUUGUCCCAGGGCACGAUGCACGACUGAAUGCGACUGUUCCACUUGGCCAGCAAGAAGAUAUCGAAAUCGCGCUAUACUUCUCGAACGAAAUGAACUGUACUAGUGUGACUGAAGGAAUUACAAUCACAUCCACAACAGAAGAUGCUACAACUGCUUCUAUACUCGAAGGCUCCAUAAAGUGCGCCAAUGUGCCCCGUCAGGUUGAACUUGAUGUCCCAGGAAAUAUCCCGAGCAUUUGGAAGUUCAGUGCCACACUCACUGGUGUCGGCCAUGGUGUACACGCUAUCACUGUUAAGGACGUUGCAAUGGAAACUGGGACCAAAUCAACUGGGUCGACCGAUAAGUUCCUUUUCCGUACUGGCGCACAGGACAACCCGAUUGCAUUCCCACGUUCGGCAAACUACAGCUCUAGUCUGCUACAGCGCCAUGACAAUGGCACCCUUUUCAUUAGUCACAAGGCUGCUGGAGCUAACUCGUGGAGGUAUACCUUGGACUGGACGAAUUAUAGCGAGUGGUUCCUGUACCAGGGCGGGGAAGUUAAUAUUCCGCCCAAGAACUGGACAGGAACAGCCAAGCAAAAGUGGAAGGGCGAGCAUGUAAUUGUGGAGUAUUAUAACAGGGACUCUGGCAGCUCUGAUUACGUCCAACAUGGUGAUCUCGACUCGCCGCCCCGCAGAAUCCCAAACCUGUUCGCCCUCGGCUCCUUCAAUGGCUUUGGUGCCGAUUCUGGUAUCCUCAAUACCUUCCGUCUGGACAAAGAUGGUUGGUGGAAAUAUGACCUCAUCUCUGAGUGGCCAGGACAGCUUCAGCUUAAUCAAUGGGGUAUUAAUCCUGAUGGGUUACCCGAUCAGACCGCUGUCUUCGGCGAUAUUGACAACGAUCAAAUCCUCGACCGCACGCCUCCGCCCACUCUCCGGCUUGCAUCGUUUGAUCUCAAGGAUGCACCGGCAAUGCCGUAUCUGGGAUACAGGUUGUCCGUAAAUGACGGCACGCUUGCAUAUACAAUUCUGCCAACCGGAAACAUGUGGUUCCAGAUCGUUGUUUUCGUCGUUAGCACAGUGGCCCCAGUCCUAACUGGCCUCUUCGCUGUUUGGGGAUUUAUGGGCGCAUUUUACUCUGUUAAGUUCAACAAGGUCGGUGUCAGGGUCAAGGGCAUGGGAGCUCUGGUCCCUGCAUUUAUUGGAAAGAGAUUCGCUGGUAAGCAGAAGUCAAGGGCACUGAUUCCUGGCAGCGCAGCUGCCUCUCGCCUGUCCCUCGUGCCUGGCGCAGCUGGUGCCGCUGGUGCAGCUGCAGACAGAAGAACCAUCCUUAUUGCUACUAUGGAGUACGAUAUUGAAGAUUGGGCUAUCAAGAUCAAGAUUGGUGGUCUUGGUGUCAUGGCGCAACUUAUGGGAAAGAAUCUUGGCCAUCAGGACCUGAUUUGGGUUGUUCCUUGUGUCGGUGGAGUCGAAUACCCCGAAGCUGAACGUGCUGAGCCUAUGUCUGUGACUAUUCUUGGUUCCACCUAUGAGGUCGAAGUCCAAUACCACAUUCUGCGCAACAUUACAUACGUCCUAUUGGAUGCUCCCGUCUUCAGGAAGCAGACAAAGACUGAUCCCUACCCGGCUCGAAUGGAUGAUCUCGAAUCCGCCGUCUACUACUCCACCUGGAAUCAGUGUAUUGCCCUUGCAAUUGCACGUUUCCCCAUUGAUCUGUACCAUAUCAACGAUUAUCACGGAGCUGCGGCGCCUCUUUACAUGCUUCCAGAUCGCACUAUUCCAGUUUGCUUGUCUCUCCACAAUGCCGAAUUUCAAGGUCUAUGGCCACUGCGAAAUGCCAAGGAAUUCAACGAGGUCUGUUCAGUCUUCAACCUCCCCUCCGAGAUCGUGGAAAGAUACGUCCAAUUCGGAGACGUCUUCAAUCUGCUCCACGCUGGAGCCUCGUAUAUCCGCCUUCAUCAGAAGGGCUUUGGGGCCGUCGGUGUCAGUGCCAAAUAUGGUGCCCGUUCUCACGCUCGCUACCCCAUUUUCUGGGGUCUGAAGAAGAUUGGGCAACUCCCCAACCCUGAUCCUACGGAUCUUGGUGAGUGGUCUGGUAAACAGGACGAUAGCAAGGUUGUAAUUGAUGAGGCCUUCGAAUCUGCUCGCCCUGGACUCAAGGGUCAGGCUCAGGAAUGGGCUGGCUUAAACCAAGACCCGGAUGCCGAACUGUUCGUCUUUGUUGGUCGCUGGAGUAUGCAAAAGGGUAUUGAUUUGAUUGCCGAUGUCUUCCCCGCCGUUUUGGAGAGCAACCCCAAGGUACAGCUCCUCACUGUUGGUCCGGUCAUCGAUCUUUACGGUAAAUUCGCUGCUCUCAAGUUGGAUGUCAUGAUGAAGAAAUACCCUGGUCGUGUGUACUCGAAGCCCGAGUUCACUGCUCUCCCACCCUUCAUUUUCAGUGGUGCCGAGUUUGCUCUUAUCCCAUCCCGUGAUGAGCCGUUCGGUUUGGUCGCUGUCGAGUUCGGUCGCAAGGGUGCUCUUGGUGUUGGAGCUCGCGUUGGUGGUCUCGGUCAAAUGCCCGGCUGGUGGUUCACUGUCGAGUCGACUACUACCGCUCACAUGCUUAGCCAGUUCAAGGGAUCGAUCAAGGAAGCUUUGGCAUCCAAGCUCGAAACCCGCCGAAAGAUGCGAGCUAGAUCUGCCAAGCAACGAUUCCCCGUCGCCGCCUGGGUUGAACAAUUAGAGAACCUUCAGUCGAGUGCGAUUAAUACCCACGUUAAGGAAGUCGAAAGAGGUGGCCCUAGGAGCGGCUUGAGUCUGCCAUUACCGGGACGUCGCUCCCGCGGAAACAGUGGCACAUAUUCUCGACCGGUCAGCGGCAUGUACUCUCGAUCGGCGAGCAUGGACGCGACGCCAGCAGGCGGAAACUCCCCUCCUUUGCACCCUGUCUACUUCAACCCGGAUAACUCCAUACCCAGCACUGCCACCACUUCACAAAUUACCUUAAAUCAGUCAGACUUUGACCGCCGCCGCAGUCCUCUCGACCUGGGCGACGACGACAACGACCUCGGAGACGGACGUGACCGUGACAGCCUUAUCUCAGACCCUUCUAAGCCCGUUUCUUUGUUGUCUCGCGAUAUUCCGACCCCCCCUGAGGCUGAGGAUGGGCCGUCAAGAGACGAGGGAGAUGGUCUACUCGGUAACCAAGCUCGAACUAGGGAUGGCCUGGGCAUUCACUAUCAAUCUCGCUCCCGCCCUGUCUCUAUGCUAAGCUUGAACACUGUGGUGGGAGACAAAAAGGACUUCCUUCUUCAGAAGGUCGACCCCGAUUUCACUGACAGCAAGGGCGAAUACUACAAGGCUUUCGAGGGCAAACUUGCCGACCUUUCAGCUGGUAACUCUGAAGAUGCACUUUGCAUUGAAGACUACCUCGUAAAGUCAGAGCGAGAGUGGUAUAGCGAUUUCAAAAAUGCUAAGCUGGGACGCUCAAGCGACCGCUCCCGCUCAGGAUCCCGCUCCCGUUCUCGAUCUAGAUCUAGAAAUCGGUCGGACAGCGGGUCAUCUGUCCUGACCAAGAAGAACCGCGCAAGCCCCACCCCUGUUCUAUACGAUGGAGAGCACGAAGCCUACAACAUGGGUGAUGAUGAUGACGAGUGGCUACUUGGACAGGACUACAAGCCUCCCACUGGUGUCAGAUACUUGAUGCAGCGCCGUAUCGGCGACUGGCCCGUCUACAGUUUCGUCCUUGCCUUCGGUCAGAUCAUGGCUGCCAACUCGUAUCAAGUUACCCUGCUCUCUGGAACAGCCAGUUCAGCCAGCAUUAUCUACGCUACUGGAGCUAUCUACAUCGUCUUUUCGGUAAUUUGGUGGAUUUUGUUCCGCAAAGCCGCAUCUGUCUAUGUUCUCUCCAUUCCUUUCAUCUUCUACGGAUCUGCAUUCUUCUUGCUCGGCCUUGUACCAGUCGCCAAUAGCUCUAAAGUUGCUCAAACUUGGCUAGAGAAUAUUGCAACUGGAUUGUAUGCUGCCGCGUCGCCCUCAGGUUCAAUUUUCUUCGCUCUGAACUUCGGUGACGAAGGAGGUUCUCCUAUCAAAUCCUGGGUUUUCCGUGCCUGUGUCAUCCAAGGCACCCAGCAAAUCUACGUCGUUGCUCUCUGGGCAUGGGGUAACUACCAAAACAACAUUUUGGGCACCGGUGCCGCCCUCUCCGAUAGCAUGAUUACAACCACCAGCCUCAAAUUCACUGGCAUCAUGAUCCCUAUUGCUUGCCUCAUCUGGGGUAUCGGCGCACUCUGCUACUUCGGACUACCAUCUUACUACCGACAAGCUCCGGGCCAUGUACCUUCAUUCUACAAGGCCAUCAUGCGCCGUAACAUCGUUAUCUGGUUUUUUAUUGUCAUCAUCAUUCAAAAUUACUUCCUUUCCGCCUCCACAGGUCGCAACUGGCAAUACCUCUGGAGCAGCAACGCGGCGAAGAUCUACCAGAUCGCCCUCCUCGCCGUUUUCUUCUUCAUAAUCGUGUGGGCCCUCCUUCUCCUCCUCUUCGCCAAGCUCUCUCAAGGCCACUCCUGGAUUCUCCCUCUCUUCGCAAUCGGUCUCAUCGCACCCCGCUGGGCUCAGAUCCUCUGGGCCACCUCCAACAUCGGCAUCCUCCUUCCUUGGACCGGAUCGCCGCUCGCAUCCGCACUUGUUUCACGCUCGCUGUGGCUGUGGCUCGGUGUCCUCGACGCCUUCCAGGGUGUAGGGUUCGGUAUGAUCCUCCUCCAGACUCUGACGAGGUUGCACAUCGCGUACACGCUUGUUGGAGCGCAGAUCUUUGGGUCCGUGGCAACAAUGGUUGCGAGGGCUACAUCGCCAAACAGGGAAGGGCAGGGCGAUUUAUUCCCCGACUUCUCGGUUGGACCGUUGCCGGGCUUGAGCAAGCCAUGGUUCUGGGUCGGGCUGAUCUUCCAGCUUAUUAUUACUCUUGGAUUUUUGAGGUUCUUCAGGAAAGAGCAGUUGUCUAAGCCAUAAAAUGGCUAUGUGAGAAGGUGAAUAUCGCGACUUGAGGCGAUAUGUGUGUGUAAGUUGAUAUUGAGCAUGUAUAGGCGUUUUGGAAUGGAUCCUGCUUGGGACUGGAGGCAUAUAUCGUUAUUUAAGCGUCACAUAUUGUUAUCUAGCGUAAAGUUAUUAUUUGGCGUAUAGUUAUUG
Messenger RNA from Pseudogymnoascus verrucosus, 7872 nucleotides. It is a transcript of the gene AGS1, whose product is annotated as Cell wall alpha-1,3-glucan synthase ags1. Gene Ontology annotation, molecular function: alpha-1,3-glucan synthase activity. The transcript has 5 exons. Gene Ontology annotation, cellular component: fungal-type cell wall. Gene Ontology annotation, biological process: fungal-type cell wall (1->3)-alpha-glucan biosynthetic process. Lineage: Eukaryota; Fungi; Ascomycota; Leotiomycetes; Thelebolales; Thelebolaceae. Bases 277 to 7695 code for a protein of 2472 amino acids. The record is from RefSeq and is a predicted model, not a curated record.